Aegilops tauschii subsp. strangulata is the source of this 732-nucleotide messenger RNA. RefSeq names its product putative cyclin-dependent kinase F-2. NCBI's taxonomy places the organism in Eukaryota, Viridiplantae, Streptophyta, Magnoliopsida, Poales, Poaceae. Gene Ontology annotation, biological process: protein phosphorylation; regulation of mitotic cell cycle. Gene Ontology annotation, molecular function: protein serine/threonine kinase activity; ATP binding. The record is from RefSeq and is a predicted model, not a curated record. Gene Ontology annotation, cellular component: nucleus.
AUGCACCAAAUCAUUCUCUACACACAACACAAGAUCUGCGAUUUUGGUGUCGCCAUGUCUAUGUCGGAGGCGCCGCCGUACAAGGAGGAGGCCGGCAUGGGGGAGUACCGGGCGCCCAAGAUACUUCUGGGAAAGGAGGACUACGAUGCGCUCGUCGACAUAUGGUCUCUUGGGUGCGUCAUGGCAGAGAUGCUCACGGGCGAGAGGACUUUCCGGGCCGACGAAUUCAUAUCUCUGUUCCAAAGGAUCUUCCAAGUGGUGGGCGUGCCAGACGACACGACGUGGCCGGGGUUCACGUCGCUGCCGCACGCCGCCCCGCCUCCGCUGGUGCCGGGGCAGCAGAGCACGCUGCGACAUCUGUUCCCGGAGGAGGCGCUGUCCGCGGAGGGAUUCGAGGUCCUCAACGGCCCUCUUACAUGCAACCCCGACAAGCGGCUGACGACGGCCGCCGCACUGAAGCUCCCGUGGUUCGCCACCGCUUCUGCAAACUCCCACCCUGCUCUUUCUGCUGCUGCCAAGAUCGACAGGAUGGCGGUGUCCAUAAAGGAGGAGGUGGUGGAGUUCGCUCCGUUGAUGCCUCCCAGAAAAUGAGUGACGGCAAAGAAAACAUUGUUCAGGAAGAAGGCGCCGCUGAUCGUUCCACCGGCGCAGUGAUCUUGUUCUUCUGCCUCGAUCCGUCCAUGCUUGGAGCUUUUCCAAUGCGAAAUAUGUAAAUGCUUGGAUGAUAAUUUA